AUGAGCCUAACUGCACAUUUCGUUGAUGACGAAUGGAAGUUACAAAAGAGAAUUCUCAAUUUUUGCUUGAUUGAAAACCACAAGGGAGAAACAAUAGGGAGAGAAAUUAAGACAUGUUUGAGAGAGUGGGGAAUUGAAAAGGUCUUCACAAUCACAUUAGACAAUGCAUCUUCAAAUGAUGGGGCUAUCACUUACCUUCAAAGAAAAUUAGCUGCAAGGGGUGGAUUAGUGUACGGAGAAAAAUAUUUGCAAAUGAGGUGUUGUGCUCAUAUUCUCAACUUGAUAGUGAAUGAAGGAAUUAAAGAGCAACAUGCCUCAAUUGAAAGCAUUCGAAAUGCUAUUAGGUAUAUUAGAUCUUCUCCCCAAAGAAUUAAAAAAUUUAAAGAAUGCAUUGAGGCUGAGUUGAUAGAGUCUAAAAGUCUUGUUUGUUUAGAUGUUCCAACUAGAUGGAAUUCCACCUAUCUAAUGUUGGAACAUGCUGAAAAAUUUGAAAAAGCUUUUGAUAGACUUUAUGAUCAAGAAACUGAUUUUUUUAGAUGGUUUGGAGAGGAUAGUGGGGGUAAAAAGAAAGUUGGUCCACCCACGGCACUUGAUUGGCAACAUGUUAGGCUAUUCAUUGAUUUUUUGAGAAUCUUCUAUGAGACUACUUUGUGUUUCUCAUCUUCUUUACAUGUUACUUCAAACAAAUGCUUUCAUGAAAUUGCAUCUAUAAAUUCUCAACUAACAUCUUGGAGCCACAACAAUUCUGAAUUAUUGGGAACUAUGGCAUGCUCUAUGAAGGCUAAAUACGAUAAAUAUUGGGGACCAGUUGACAAGUUUAAUCUUUUGAUACUUGUUGCCAUUGUUUUAGAUCCUCGAUACAAACUUGAUUAUCUUUCUUGGUGUUUGGAGGAUGUAUAUGAUAAGGAAGUGGCUACUAGUAUGACUAGUUUUAUGAAAUUUACAUUGGAAACAUUGUACAAAUUUUAUUCAAAAGAAAUUAGUGAAUUUGUGGAAAAAACAAAAAAGGAAAAAGCUAAUGCAGAUAGCAAAUCUGAUGUUGAGAAAUAUUUGGCCGAAGAUCCUGUGGACGUCGAAGAUGAGAAUUUUGAUAUAUUGGCUUGGUGGAAGUUAAAUGGAUCAAAAUAUAGAAUUCUUUCUCCCGUAGCUCGUGAUGUCUUUGGUAUUCCAGUUUCAACUGUUGCAUCUGAAUCAUGCUUUAGUACCGGUGGGUGUAUGGUUGAUCUUUACCGUAGCUCUUUGUCACCAAAAAUGGCAGAAGCUUUAAUCUGCACUCAAAGUUGGUUGUAUCCUUCUAAGCAGAUAUUUGAAGAACUUGAGUUUGAUCAAUUUGACAGUAGUGACAAGAUUGUUAAUGGUAUAUUUACUUUAUGA
Molecule: messenger RNA, 1374 nt
Organism: Arachis ipaensis
Lineage: Eukaryota; Viridiplantae; Streptophyta; Magnoliopsida; Fabales; Fabaceae
Product: zinc finger BED domain-containing protein RICESLEEPER 2-like
Molecular function (GO): protein dimerization activity; DNA binding
Source: RefSeq, a predicted model, not a curated record